AUGAUGGAUUAUAUGGACUCCGACCCCCCGGUACGCCGACUACUAGGCCUGGACAGCGGCCCACACACGUUUAGCGGAUAUCAUUAAUAUUAUUGUACAUUGUUAUUAUUAUUCAGAUGUUCUAGAUCAGCUUUUUAUACUAUCAGUCCGUUUAUGUAACCGGGUCUGUCAGGCCCAUAUUAGAGGCCCAGACCCGGAUUUUCUCUAUAUAUACUCCUUAUAGGAGACUUGUAAACCAUAACUCAAUAACUCAUAGUUCAUACACAAUACACAUUUUUCUUCUUCUUCUCCAUUACUCCUUUUGAUUCUUGUUCAAUUUCUCCUGUUUAUACAAUAUGGGUAUCAAUUAUCCAACAAUGGUGCUCUCGUUGAGAGGUUGAACACAAUCAAGUGAGAAAUCCUCCCCGCUUAACCAAAAACUCCCCAAAUUACCCAAAAAAUUCAUCCAAACUCACAAAAAAACCAAGCCAUAACUGUUCUGGAAAUUGCAAAAAAGAAAAAGAGAAAAAAGAACAACGUGAUGAAUCUGCCACUUCAGAUCGGAGAGGUCCCAACUCUGACCGGAGAUUGGUCAUCGUCCAAGCCAUCGCCUACCGCCGCACCUGGCCUGGGAACAAACGCGGAGGUCGCCGUCAAGAUCUCACGUGCACUGCUUCAGGACACGUCACUACUCCGGAUCUGUUUCUCCAAGGAUGGUCCGUCAUCAAUGGCCGUCUGGGAUCACCUAGAAGAGAUGAACGAUCCCGCGUCCAGUUUCUCCACCUUCGCCACAGUAACAAUCGACUCUUGAAGUUUGCUUCUCCACCAGUUCCGCCGGUCGCAGGUCCACACCAGUCUAGUGAGCCCUCCAUUAAUGGCCACGACAAUUUCCCUGUGCAAAGCUUUCAGUCCAGAUCUCGACGGAGACAGGGCAAAAUUGUACAGAGCAGCAGCAGUCCCGAUAAAUCUCUUUCACUCUCCGGCGACGAUUAGCGACGCUUACCGGCGAUGUUUCCAAGCAUCCAGCCUCCUUUACCAGUGGCGUCCGUGCACGAGACCAUUAAGCUUAACACGGAAGUGGCCAUAAGCUUCUUCACCUCGCCACAAUUUCUGCCAUGAAUGGCCACAUCAAGCUCCCUUCACAAGGUUUCCGCUCCAGAUCUCGCCGGGGACAGCCCAGUGCCCAGUGUCGCACGAAGCAACAACAUUUCCAACAAAGAUGAUGUUUUCAAGCGCCCAGCGGUCCGGUACAGCAGCGUUCACGAGCGGCGACCGGAAAGGCCUGGUGGCGGAGGUGGCCUCUUCUCCUUUCGUUCAUUCCUCCGAAGCUGCAGCGAGACGAGGACCUCCCUGGGCCUUCUUUCUCCGUCUGCCAGCGACGACCUCGUUUCGAGUCCUUGCUGGCGGCGGCAGUAUGCAAUGAGCGGCCAAGGGUCUGUUCCAUCCCUUUCCGGGGACAUCAAGGACAGGGAUGACCUGUCUGUUCCAUCCCUUUCUGGCAUCAAUGACCUGCCUCCCUUAUCUCCACACCUAACGCCAGGCUGCAUGAUUUGAGUAUGGGCCAUAGUAAUCAAAGGCCUGCCAAGAUUGAUAUCAAUUGGGACGCACCAAGAGUAAGGCAGUGGGCCAGGCCACAUGUGAUUUGCCCGCACACAUCAUUUGCAAAAGUGGUCAAGCACUUCAGUUGACUCCAGUCAACGAUUAAAAAAGUCCCGCUGACUUUUUGGGCUAAGAGGGAACAUAUUUCAGGCCAAGCAGUCCAAUGUUUCAGUCCACUUUAAAAAGAUAAGUACACUUUAAUUUUAAUAUUAUUAGUAUUUAAUUAAAUCAAUAUUUUUUGUCGGUUAAAUGUCAUACUAUCACGCACUUAUGAUCAAAUGCCUAGUAGAGUGUGGCUUGAGACCCAUCACUAGGAUUUAAAGCCCUGACUCCUCAGGCACAAAGCCCUGUCUCCUCAGGCACAAAGCCCCGACCAAGUCGGGCAUGAAGACAAAACCUCGACCAAGUCGGGUACGAAGACCGGUCUUAGUCAUUCCUCGAGUGGCGACCGUUGCUUACGAAUGGCUCACACAUCCAUUCUACUAAGUAUUUUAUCAUUAGAUUAACAAUUCACAUCUCCACUUGUUUCAAGUGACGAACUCCCGAUCGGGAACAUAAAUCCCAAGAAAAAUUUUUUUUAUGUAUGAUAAAUGUGUAGGUACGAAGAUGACUACUCAUUUUCACCUCGUCUCCACUCGCCUCAAAGAGUGGGGACUGGGGGACUGAGGGGUCAGAAUUUCUAGAUGAGCAAAAAAUAUCACGCAAGAGCAGGAACGAGAGCUGAGUUAGUUGAAGAGCAGCUGAGCUAGAUUGAUUAUGCCGAAGGGGAUUUACCUUCCUUGUUUCAUGUUGGGGGCGCUAGGUGUACUCUUUUUCCCUUUAUUAGGAUUUUUUCCCACUGGGUUUUUCCUAAUAAAGGUUUUUAACGAGGCACCUCCCCAUAAUGGACAAGGGUGGUGGUCCCCCGGCCGGAGAGGAAGAACGUUGCAGAUACAGUUUGGACUACUCCCUUUCGCCUCGAGUACUCUCGACUCAGGGAGUGGGGGACUCCUGAUGGAUUAUAUGGACUCCGACCCCCCGGUACGCCGACUACUAGGCCUGGACAGCGGCCCACACACGUUUAGCGGAUAUCAUUAAUAUUAUUGUACAUUGUUAUUAUUAUUCAGAUGUUCUAGAUCAGCUUUUUAUACUAUCAGUCCGUUUAUGUAACCGGGUCUGUCAGGCCCAUAUUAGAGGCCCAGACCCGGAUUUUCUCUAUAUAUACUCCUUAUAGGAGACUUGUAAACCAUAACUCAAUAACUCAUAGUUCAUACACAAUACACAUUUUUCUUCUUCUUCUCCAUUACUCCUUUUGAUUCUUGUUCAAUUUCUCCUGUUUAUACAAUAUGGGUAUCAAUUAUCCAACAACAUAAUUUGUAGACACUUUCAUGUGUAUAUACACACCACGUUCAGAAUAAAUAGCAACUGUCUGUGUACACGGGCAGGGGCGGAUCUAGCUUUAUCAUUCAGCG
Messenger RNA from Cuscuta epithymum, 3029 nucleotides. Lineage: Eukaryota; Viridiplantae; Streptophyta; Magnoliopsida; Solanales; Convolvulaceae. The record is from the annotation of a GenBank genome assembly.